AUGCCAUGUCGCAUGGCAUGCGACAGGUGCGACCACGUCGUUCCUUACCGUCUCCCUGCUGUUUCUCUUUCCCCAUCCGCCAUCGUUUUCCCGCCGUGCGCGGCGCCACCCCGCAGCAUCAGCACCCGCGUCGUCAGGGUCGCACGCGGAAUCACCGUGCGACGCAGGCGUAGUCGCCGGGGGCGCGGAGGCGGCGCCGCUGAUCCCCGGGCUGCCGGACGACCUGGCGACGGAGUGCCUGCUGCGCCUGCCGCGCCAGGAGCACCGCGCCAUGCGCCGCGUCUCACGGCGCUGGAACCAACUCAUUCAGGUGAGCCAUGCCAGCUCGUCCACGUGCUGCCAGCCGUCAGGUGUGCUGCCAGCCGUCAGGUGUGCUGCCAGCCGUCAGGUGUGCUGCCAACCGUCAGGUGUGCUGCCAGCCGUCAGGUGUGCUGCCAGCCGUCAGGUGUGCUGCCAGCCGUCAGGUGUGCUGCCAGCCGUCAGGUGUGCUGCCAGCCGUCAGGUGUGCUGCCAGCCGUCAGGUGUGCUGCCAACCGUCAGGUGUUCUGCCAGCCGUCAGGUGGGCUGCCAGCCGUCAGGUGUGCUGCCAGCCGUCAGGUUCUUGGCUCGAUUCUAUCCACGCUUUCAGUGAAAUAUUCCUGCCAUACCUCAUCACCAUGCCCGCCUUUCCGCCAGCUCCCCCUUCCCCCAGUCCCCCCUGUACUACGAGCUGCAGCGGCGCAGGGGAGUGCAAGAGUGGUGGGUGCAUGUGCUGUCUCUCAACGACUGCUCAUCACCCCGCCCCCCUUUCUCCUUUGCCCCUUUCCCCCCUCCCCCCUUCGCACCCCUCCUCUUUUCCCGCCCCAGUCCCCCCUGUACUACGAGAUGCGGCGGCACAGGGGAGUGCAGGAGGGGUGGGUGUACGUGCUAUCCCGGGACAGCUCGGACCGCCUGUGGUGGCAUGCACUGGACGUGCGCUCUGCCACGUGGCACGACGUCCCCCGCAUGCCCUCCCUCUGCUCGCGCGCCUACGGGCUCGCCUGUGCCGCCUGCCAGGGCAACCUCUACGUCAUUGGCGGUGCAGGGUGGCUCAAGCCCAGCAGACCGCACGUGUACAGGUACAACCCCCCCGCCAACAAGUGGGUGCGCGUGGCGGACAUGGCCUUCCCCCGCUGCUACUGCGUGGCCGGUGCCGUGCGCCUGGAGAGGGAUGGCAAGGGCGGGGAGCAGGGCGCGGGGUGGCUCAGAGAAGGGGGCGACAGGGGGAGGGAGGGGAGGGAGGCGGGAGAUAGAUUGGGGGAUGGCGGGUGGGAGAGGGAGAGGCAAAGGGAGAGGUUACAGGAUGGUGAGGGGGCGAGAGAGGGAGGAAGCGUUAGUGGGGGGAAAGGGGAUGGCGAGAGGAGCAGAGUAGAGGAAAGUGAAAGGGUUGGAGACGAAGCAGGAGGGGGUGAGUCGAGCAGCGGAGGGAAAGGCGGGGGUAGCAGCAGGGAGCCUAGAGGGGGGAAGGCGAGAGGGCCAGAGGGAGAGAGCCGCAAGGGGGCACAGGUGUGUUCGGCGGGAGGGGCAUGGGCGAGUGAGCGGCUGGUGGUGGCGGGUGGCAUGGGGGCGAGCAACACGUCACUGCUGACGUCAGUUGAAGUGUACCACCCGCAGGAGGACCGGUGGACCAGUGCCGCUCCAUUACCCUUCGAGUGCGAUCUAGAGGAUGCAGCAGUGUUGGCCAACCGACUGCUGCUGCGCCACAUGCGCUGCGUGCACUCCCCUCCCGGCCCCGACGCUGUCGCCUUCUCCCUCUCCUCCAACUCCUGGUCCCCACUUUCCGGGAACCUUCCCUCCGCCUGGCACGGCCCGUCCACGGUGCUGGACGGUCGGAUGUACAUGCUGGAUCAGAUCGGAGGGAUCCGGUUGGCCGUGUACGAUGACGUGGCGCAGAUGUGGCGCCCGAUUGGCCGCCUGUCGCCGGCGCUGCUGACGCCGCCGUGCCGGAUAUUAGGGUUUCGCGGGCGGCUGUACGUGAUAGGGCGGGGGCUGUCGAUGGUGGUGGUGGAGGUGGAGGAGGCGUUGCGGUGCGAUGGGGUGCUGCUCACUCGCCGCAUUGACGGCGUUGGGUGCCCCUCCGAUGUGGUUGUCAGCUGCGUCGUGCUCGAGCUCUAA
This is a messenger RNA of Closterium sp. Naga37s-1, 2133 nucleotides long. The record is from the annotation of a GenBank genome assembly. Lineage: Eukaryota; Viridiplantae; Streptophyta; Zygnematophyceae; Desmidiales; Closteriaceae.